CGACGGUGAAGUCAGAAUUUCAGCGAAAACAAACAUCCAUAAAAAUCGAUAAUCUCCCGCUGAUUUGGUGUUCAGAAGAUGAGGAUUUGUUUUCCUUUCCCCACGUGAUUUCUUCAUCUUGGCGUCUUUUUGCCCGUCUUACACGUACCUGACUCGUCACCCACCGCCGCCAGUGCCAGCUGACUGUGGAGUGUGUUGAUGAUCUGCUGGCUGCUUAUUCACCGUUUCUUUCGCAGCGCUCCUUGAAUCUCGCACUUGUUCCCUUGGCCUUGUCCUAUAAUUAUCCGUCAUGUAUUCGCAACAACAAGGACCCCCUCCACAAUAUCCCUACCCCCCGCCAGGAGGCCAAGGAUACAUGGCCGGACCGGGGCGCGUGGAGGAAGGCUACGCAUACCCCUACCCCCCGCCGCCCCCGCCCCCGGGCGUCGUCAUCACGGGGGCACCGUUGGACGGCAACGGGACGGAGUUCCCGCCGCGGCCGUCCAACUUCGGGGCGUCCUUCGAUGAUGCCAACAUCCGGCGCUCCUUCAUCCGCAAAACGUACGCCAUUCUGAUGGUGCAGCUGCUGGUCACGCUGGCCUUCAUCUGCUUAUUCGUUUUCUGUGCGCCGGUGAAGUAUUUCGUGCACCGUAAUCCCUGGUUCUACUAUUUAUCCUACGGCGUCUUUCUGGCCACCUAUCUGACCCUGGUCUGCUGCACCGGCCUGACGCGUCGCUACCCCGUCAAUCUCGUCCUGCUCAGCAUCUUCACGCUGGCCAUGUCGUACAUGACGGCGACCAUCUCCAGCUACUACGACACCCAGAUCGUCCUCAUGGCCAUCGGCAUCUGCGCCGUCUGCUGUCUGACCAUCUCCGUGGGAUCCGCCUUCUGCAAGUUCGAUAUGACGCGCUACGGAUGGGUGCUGGGCAUCGCCGCCAUCAUCCUCAUGCUCUUCGGCCUGGUCACCCUCAUGUUCGCCUUCGUUCCCUCCCUCCACACUCCGUGGUACCACGGAUUCUAUUCCGGUCUCAUCGCGCUGGUCUUCAUGGGCUUUCUGGCGUACGACACGCAGAUGAUCAUCGGGGGCCGGCGGUACGCGUUGAGCCCGGAGGAGCACGUGGCCGGCGCGAUGCAGCUGUACCUGGACGUGGUCUACAUUUUCCUCGGGAUCCUCGGCAUCUCCGGCGCCGCCAGCAGCAACUAGGCCCGCUUUCAUGAUUGCUGGUUCGUUCGUGUUUGUUUUUUUUGUGGGAAAUGUACGAAUUUUUCUAUUGAAUCUCGCGUUGAUUUUGGGCAGCUGUGUACAUUCUUAUUUCACCCGUCUUUCGUUGGUCCUAUCAUUCACCGUGCAGCUUUUAUUCUUUUACAGCGAUUUACGCUUUUUAUCGUGCUAUGUUGAUGUUUCUUCACGAUUAACGGAUGGAUUUACUGUGUAUUUGUAUCACAAGUUUUUUUUUUAAUGGAACUUGAGCUGGUGAGCAAAAUCAUCACAAUGCCAGUACAGUUAAGUUGCGUAUUAUAAAAAGACUUCGUAAUUUUUUUUUG
This is a messenger RNA of Paramacrobiotus metropolitanus, 1524 nucleotides long. Its product is annotated as protein lifeguard 2-like. The coding region runs from base 290 to 1183 and encodes 297 amino acids. The record is from RefSeq and is a predicted model, not a curated record. Gene Ontology annotation, cellular component: Golgi apparatus; membrane; endoplasmic reticulum. Lineage: Eukaryota; Metazoa; Tardigrada; Eutardigrada; Parachela; Macrobiotidae. The transcript has 8 exons. Gene Ontology annotation, biological process: negative regulation of apoptotic signaling pathway.